UUUAAAGAUUUUUUGACGGAGGUAGGGGCAAAGAGAGAGGGAUAGAGAGAAUCCUAACCUGACAGCACAGAGACUCAUGCAGGGUUUGAACUCACUACCCAUGAGAUCAUGACCUGAGCUGAGAUCAAGAGUUGGAUGCUUAACUGACUGAGCCACCCAGGCACCCCUGAAGUCUGUAUUUUAAGUUGGAUUCCUCCAGAAUGGACUUACAUUUUUUUUUUCUUUCAGGUACCUAAGGACACAUAGGUAGCAUGAAUUUGUGCCUUAAACCUGUAAGAGGACCUACUUGGUCCUUUUUUUUCUUUACAAAUUUUUAUUUAAAUUCUUCUUAGUUAACAAAUAGUGUAAUAUUGUUUUCAGGAGUAGAAUUUAGUGAUUCAUCACUUACAUAUAACACUCAGGGCUCAACACAACAAGUACCUUUCUUAAUACCCAUCACCCACCUAGCCUAUCCCCUGCCCACCUCCCUCCAUCAACCCUCAGUUUGUUCUCUAUUGUAAGGAGUCUCUUAUGGUUUAUUUCCCUCUCUCUAUUUUCCCCCUUGCUAUAUGUUCAUCUGCUUUGUUUCUUAAAUCCCACAUAAGAGUGUAAUCGUGGUAUUUGUCUUUCUCUGCCUGACAUAUUUCACUAACCAUAAUAUACUCUAGCUCCAUCCACAUUGGUGUAAAUAGCAAAAUUUAAUUCCUUUUAUUUUAUUUUUCAAGACAGUGUGUGUGCAUGCAUGCAAGUGGGGGAGGGGCAGAGGCAGAGAAGGGGAGACACAGAAUGUGAAACAGGCCCCAGGCUCUGACCUGUCAGCACAGAGCCUGAUGCCAGGCUCGAACUCAUGAACUCCAAGAUCAUGACCUGAGCUGAAGUCAGAUGCUUAACUGACUGAGCCACCCAGGAACCCCAAGAGAGAAUCUUAAGCAGGCUCCACACUCAGCACAAAGCCCAGUGUGGGCUCAAUCUCACAACCAUGAGAUCAUGACCUGAGCUGAAAGCAAGAGUCAGACGCUUAAAGCAGAGCCACCCAGGCUCCCCAAGAUUUCGUUCCUUUUGAUGGCUGAAUAAUAUUCCAUUGUAUAUGUAUACCAUAUCUUCUUUAUCCACUCAUCAGUCGAUGGACAUUUGGGCUCUUUCCAUAGUUUGGCUAUUGUUGAUAGUGCUGCUAUAAACAUUAGAGUACAUGUACCCCUUUGAAACUGUACUUUUGUAUCCUUUGGGUAAAUACCUACUAGUACAAUUGCUGGAUCAUAGGUUAGUUCUUUUAACUUUCUGAGGAAACUCUAUGUUGUUUUCCAACAUGGUUGCACCAGUUUGCAUUCCCACCAACAGUAUCAGCUUGUGGUUUCUAGGUUACUUCAACAGAGAAGACAUUACUGGAGCAUCAUUCACUAGCUCUUAAAUUCUUGGUCACUUACUAUUCAUUGGUUAGAACUAAUCACUUGCCCCUACCUAGCUGAAAAAGAUAUGGAAAAUGUGGGGAUUUCUUGGAUAUCUAGUGAGCAAUACAUAUUUCAGUUACAAAAGGCAAAUCAAAAAGGGAAAAAGGGAGAAAAAUAAUUGUAAUUUACAAGGGAGGAAUGUGUUCUUGUCAGAAGGAGUACCCGUCUGACAGGUUUGAGGCAGUGAGGAUGUUUCAGAUUUCUCAACUUCUUCAGCCCCUCCUAGGUAUCUCCCUUUAAAUUGCCAGAUUACAGAGCAUUCUGGUCAUCCCACCAAUCUUCUCCAUUUCACUUUAGCAAGACACAUGAUUAAUUUCUUAUUCUGUACUCCCGUGAUUUGUCUGUUGUUUCUGUUUUUCUCUUUCUAUUUGAUCACUCAUGGAUUGAAACUCUUCUCAUUUUUGUUGGACUUUACCAAACUGCAGUUGAGCCUUGAACACCACAGGUUUGAACUGUGCGGAUGCACCUACACACAGUUAUUUACUUAUUUUUUUUUAGCUAAAUACAGCACUGUAAAUGUAUUUUCUCUUCCUUAUGAUUUUGUUAAUAAUAUUUUAUUUGUUCUAGCUUACUUUAUUGGAAGAAUACAGUAUAUAAUACAUAUAAUAUACAACAUAUGCGUUAAUUGAUGGCUUAUGUUGUUGGUAAGGUUUCUAGUUAACAAAGGCUCUUAGUUAAUUUUGGGGUAGUUAAGAUUUUUGACUGUGCAGUGGAGGUUGGGGGUGGAGGGUGGUGCCCCUAAUCACCUGCAUUGUUCAAGGGUCAACUGUAUAAGCAGUAACCUGCUUAUAUCAGAUAGAUUGAUAUAUUAGCUAUAAACCCUAAACACUUUACCCUUAGUUGGCACAUACUCUGAAGCUUUGGUGGCAACAGGAUUGCUUAACCAACUGCUUGCUCCAUCAUCAUAUGUACUGCCAAGAAUUUCCUAGCCUGGGUUGAGGGAGUACUCAUUGCUUCCCUCUCUGUUUGAGUCUACUAGUUUCAAACUUGUUCUAAAGAUCUUUCACUCAAGACACUACUUCUUGGUAAAAAUUUCUGUAUUAAUUAGGACUCUUUAGUUUCAAAUAAAUAAUUCACAUUGAGCUAAAUAACUCAAUACUAAAGGACUCUUUAGUUUCAAAUAAAUAACUCGUAUUGAGUCUAAUAACAAUAGUAGUAAUAUUUAGUGAAAGUUUAUUUUGUAGCAGUGCCUGGCACAUGAUAGGUACUUACCCUGUUGGAUGAAUGCCACACUGUGCUAAGUACUUUAAGUGCAUUAUCUAAUUUAAUCCUCAAAAUAACUCUAUACUAGUAUUUCUCCUUUUUAUAAAAAAGAACAUUGUGACACAAAAUGGUUUAGAAACUGCCCAAGAUGCCCAGCUAGUAAGCAUUGGAGCCAGGAUUUGAACCCAAGCCAUCUCAUUUUUUUUUGUACACUAUUAGCCAAAAAAGGAUAAUUUAUUAUAAGAGGGCUGUUACAGAACAAGGGAAGAAAUUCAAAUGGAUUGCAGGAUGGGCUGGAACCAGGAGAUAGAAAACUAUUGGGAAUACAGGCCAUACUCUUCCUCUGAUUCUCCUCUCUGCUUUUCAGACUAGAUGUGGUAACUGUGAUAGGCAAAGGGAAAAUAUUGGCAAAGGGAUGCAGUAGAUCAUUUCACUGAUCCCAACUUCUGAUUUGCCUUGGAAAAUCCUAGCAGUGUCCUCAACUUUGGUGGCCUGGCCAAGUCAUUCCAUUUUGGGGGACCUCUAUUUCCUCAUUUAUAAAAUGAGAAGUUUCUUUACCACAGGAUUCCUCAGGUCUCUUCCAGUUCUAAAAUUCUAUGAUCCUAAGUGAACUUUCUGGGGCAGAAGCUCAUUAAUAAUAGAUUUGAAUGUGUGGGUUUGAGGGGAUAGAAUAGAGGAGGAUUUUAAGGAAAGAGGGACAGAAUAAUAGUUUGAGUGGAGCCAGUGUUGAAUUACUAUUUAGAGCUGGUGUCAGGUAAAGGCCUUUGGGGAUAUAUAAAUGGAGGACAGAAAAUACUUCUCACCUUGACCAGACCAGAGUAUUUUUUAUGGGAUCUCUCUGAUCUGUGAGCAGUACUCUCUUUCUCUCUUUGUAUAUGCAUGAAUACAUGCACAUGUGGGCAUGCAUGUGUGUGUCCAUGUGGGAAGUAGCCCCCUUGCACAGUGAUUUAAUCUGGCUUAUCUCUUUUCUCAGCUCAGAAUUUUCUACAGAGCAUUCACCUAGGCCACAGGAAGAGGACCACAGGGCAAACACAAAUAUUUGAAUGGCCCAAUGAGCAAGUUGUUCAUCCAUAAAAUGAGAGGUUUGGUCUCUGUAACCUCUGAAGUCCUCUCCCAUUCUUAGAAUUUUGUGAUUCUAGGUACUGAGUCAAAAGUGGCUCUCCUCUUCCUGAACGCUCUGUCAUUGGACCAGACAUUUGUCUUCAUUUCUCUUCUCUGUUCAUACCUGGCUGCUCAGUUCCUUUCUCUGGGCCCCCUUUGUUCCUUGAUUCCUUCAAAUCCUACUUGCUUUUAACUCCUUUGUACCCUCUAUACUUUCUUACAUUUUUCUGCAGCCCCCCUCCCUACCACAUUAUACCCUGGUCUCCAGGUCUCCACCUCUAUUUCUGCCCACUGCUAUCUGCAUCCUGGCUCUUAACCGAAGUUAUUUCCCUGGGCUCCUCCGAGGGCCCCCCCACCGGGAUCCCCUAUCACUGGUCCCUCUCACAGAAGCACACCUUUCUCCAAAGCCAAAGGAUCAGGUAUUCAGUGGCUCAGGUGACAAACCUGCUGUCAGGUUACAGAUAUUGUUCCCUGAAAGACCACACUACAGUGUCAGUGGCAACUCAGGCUGCCUGCAGUGCUCUGCCCUCACCUGGCUAUUGCAUACAAGGUGAGAAUAACCAGAAUUCACCUCUUACCAGUGCUCACCUGGAAACAUGGCUCUGAGCCUCUGGGCCCUGCUACUGCCGCUGUCCUGUGCAGUGAUUCUGGUCCCUACUGGGAUUCAGUCCCUGGACCCUGGUCUCUCCCUCCUGAAGUCAUUGCUCUCCACAAUGGACCAAGCUCCUCAGGGGUCCCUCAGCCGCUCACAGUUCUCUGCAUUCCUGGCCAACAUUUCUUCUUCCUUUGGGCCUGGGAGAAUGGGGGAGGGACCUGUGGGGGAGCCCCCACCUCUCCAGCCCCCUGCCCUCCGGCUCCACGACUUCCUAGUGACACUGAGAGGCAGCCCAGACUGGGAGCCAAUGCUAGGUCUACUAGGGGAUGUGCUGGCACUGCUGGGACAGGAGCAGACCCCCCGGGACUUCCUGGGGCACCAGGCAGGUGUGCUGGGUGGACUCGCAGAGGUGUUGCUAGGAGCCUUAGUUCCUGUGGGGCCCCCAACCCCUACCCGGCCCCCAUGCACCCGUGAUGGGCCCUCUGACUGCGUCCUGGUGGCUGACUGGUUGCCUUCUCUGCUGCUCUUGUUAGAGGGUACACGAUGGCAGGCCCUGGUACAGGUGCAGUCCAGUGUGGACCCCACAAAUGCCACAGGCCUCAAUGGGAGGGAGCCAGCCCCCCACUUUUUACAGGGUCUGUUGGGUUUGCUCACCCCAGUAGGGGAGCCAGGCUCUGAGGAGGCUCUUUGGGGAGGUCUGCUGCGCACAGUGGGGGCCCCCCUCUACGCUGCCUUCCAGGAGGGGCUUCUCCGUGUCACUGACUCCCUACAAGAUGAGGUCUUUUCCAUUCUGGGGCAACCAGAGCCUGAUGCCAAUGGGCAGUGCCAGGGAGGCAACCUUCAACAGCUGCUUUUAUGGGGCAUCCGGCACAACCUUUCCUGGGAUGUCCAGGCGCUGGGCUUUCUGUCUGGAUUGCCACCCCCACCCCCCGCCCUCCUCCACUGUCUGAGCACAGGUGUGCCUCUGCCCAGGGCUUCCCAGCUCUCAGCCCACAUCAGCCCUCGCCAACAGCGAGCCAUCUCUGUGGAGGCCCUCUGCGAGAACCACUCAGGUCCAGCACCACCCUACAGCAUUUCCAACUUCUCCAUCCACUUGCUCUGCCAGCACGCCAAGCCUGCCACCCCGCAGCCCCCUCCCAGCACCAUUGCCAUCUGCCAGACAGCUGUGUGGUAUGCAGUCUCAUGGGCACCAGGUGCCCAAGGCUGGCUACAGGCCUGCCAUGACCAGUUUCCUGAUCAGUUCCUGGAGGCAAUAUGUAGCAACCUCUCCUUUUCAGCCUUGUCUAGCCCCAAUCGCCGUCUGGUAAAGCGGCUCUGUGCUGGUCUUCUCCCACCCCCCACCAGCUGUCCUGAAGGACUGCCUUCUGUUCCCCUCACCCCAGAGAUCUUCUGGGGCUGCUUCUUGGAGAAUGAGACCUUGUGGGCUGAGCGGCUGUGUGGAGAGGCGGGUCUGCAGGCUGUGCCCCCCAGCAAUCAGGCUUGGGUUCAGCAUGUGUGCCAGGGCCCUACCCCAGAUGCCACUGCCUUCCCACCCUGCUACAUUGGACCUUGUGGGGAACGCUGCCCAGAUGGGGGCAGCUUCCUGAUGAUGGUCUGUGCCAAUGAUACCAUGUAUGAAGCACUUGUGCCCUUCUGGCCUUGGCUAGCAGGCCAGUGCAGGAUAAGUCGUGGGGGCAAUGACACUUGCUUCCUAGAGGGGCUACUGGGCCCUCUUCUGCCCUCUCUGCCACCACUGGGACCAUCCCCACUGUGUCUGGCCCCAGCCCCCUUCCUGCUUGGCAUGCUAUCCCAGUUGCCACGUUGUCAGUCCUCUGUACCAGCCCUUGCCCACUCCACACGCCUACACUAUCUCCUGCGCCUGCUGACCUUUCUUCUGGGUCCAGGGGCUGGGGGGACUGAGGCCCAGGGGAUGCUGGGUCAGGCCCUGAUGCUCUCCAGUCUCCCAGACAACUGCUCCUUCUGGGAUGCCUUCCGCCCAGAGGGCCGGCGCAGUGUGCUGCGGACAGUUGGGGAGUACCUGGAACAGGAGGAGCAGUGGACCCCGCUGGGCUUUGAACCCACUGCCAGCCCCAGCUCUGGUAUAAACAAGAUGGAGCUGCUGUCCUGCUUCAGUCUUCAGAUGAAGGACAAGCAUCUAGCAAGUGGACUUGGAGUGCCUGGGGAACCUUCAGGAGGACAGAGGAGACAGCUCUUGGUAUCUUGUCUGUCUCCCCAUCAGCCUGUGCUAUGGGAUCUGCUCCAGAGGGAGAAGAGUGUUUGGGCCCUGAAGAUUCUAGUGCAGGCAUACCUGCACAUGCCACCAGAAAAUCUCCAGCAGCUGGUGCUUUCAGCAGAGAGGGAGGCUGCUCAGGGCUUCCUGACGCUCAUGCACCGUUCCUGGGCUCAGCUUCAGGUGCCACCAUCUGAGGAGGAAGCCCUGGGUCGCCUGACAGCCUUGUUGCUCCAGCAGUACCCGCGCCUCACCUCCCAGCUCUUCAUUGACCUGUCACCGCUCAUCCCCUUCUUGGCUGUCUCUGACCUGAUGCGCUUCCCACCAUCCUUGUUGGCCAAUGACAGUGUACUGGCUGCCAUCCGAGAUUACAGCCCAGGAAUGAGGCCUGAACAGAAGGAAGCUCUUGCAAAGCGACUGCUGGCCCCUGACCUGUUUGGGGAAGUGCCCGCCUGGUCCCAGGAGCUACUGUGGGCAGUGUUGCCCCUGCUCCCCCACCUCCCUCUGGAGAACUUUCUGCAGCUCAGCCCUCACCAGAUCCAAGCCCUGGAGGAUAGUUGGCCAGCAGCAGGUCUUGGGCCAGGGCAUGCCCGGCAUGUGCUACGGAGCCUGGUGAACCAGAGUGUCCAGGACGGAGAAGAGCAGGUGCGCAGGCUGGGGUCCCUCGCCUGUUUCCUGAGCCCUGAGGAGCUGCAGAGCCUGGUACCCUUGAGUGAUCCACUGGGGCCAGUAGAACGGGGGCUGCUGGAAUGUGCGGCCAACGGGACCCUCAGCCCACAAGGACGGGUGGCAUAUGAACUUCUGGGGGUAUUGCGCUCAUCUGGAGGAGCUGUGCUGAGCCCCCGGGAGCUGCGGGUCUGGGCCCCUCUCUUCCCUCAGCUGGGCCUCCGCUUCCUGCAGGAGCUGUCAGAGCCCCAGCUUAGAGCCAUGCUUCCUGCCCUGCAGGGCACCAGUGUCACACCAGCCCAGGCUGUCUUACUGCUUGGACGGCUCCUCCCUAGGCAUGAUCUGUCCCUGGAGGAACUCUGCUCCUUGCACCCUCUGCUGCCAGGCCUCAGCUCCCAGACACUCCAGGCCAUCCCUAGGCGAGUUCUGGUUGGGGCCUGUUCCUGCCUGGCCCCUGAACUGUCACGCCUCUCAGCUUGCCAGACUGCAGCAUUGCUGCAGACCUUUCGGGUGAAAGACGGCGUUAAAAACAUAGGUACAACAGGUGCCAGUGCAGCUGUGUGUAUCCCUGGUCAGCAGCCCAUCCCCACCACCUGGCCAGACUGCCUGCUUCCCCUGCUCCCACUAAAGCUGCUACAGCUGGACUCUGCGGCUCUUCUGGCUAACCGAAGGCGCUACCGGGAGCUGCCCUGGUCUGAGCAGCAGGCUCAGUUUCUCUGGAAGAAGAUGCAGGUGCCCACCAACCUGACACUCAGGAAUCUGCAGGCUCUGGGCACCCUGGCAGGGGGCAUGUCGUGUGAGUUUCUGCAGCAGAUCAACUCAAUGGCAAACUUCCUUGAAGUAGUGCACAUGAUCUAUCAGCUGCCCACUGGAGUUCGAGGGAGUCUGAGGGCCUGUAUCUGGGUGGAGCUACAGCGGAGGAUGACAAUGCCAGAGCCAGAGCCGGCAACCAUGGGGCCAGAACUGAGUGGGCUAGACACCAGGCUACUCUUGGAUUUACCGGUCCGGUUGAUGGAUAGACUGUCCAAUGAAUCUAUUAUGUUGGUGGUGGGGCUGGUACGAGGAGCUCCAGAGCAGCUGCUGGCACUGACCCCACUCCACCGGGUGGCCCUGGCAGAGAGGGCACUACAAAACUUGGCUCCAAAGGAGACAACAGUCUCAAGGGAAGUGCUGGAGACAUUGGGCCCCUUGGUUGGAUUCCUGGGGAUAGAGAGUACACGACGGAUCCCUCUACCGAUCCUGCUGGGCCAACUCAAUCAGCUGCAGGGCUUCUGCCUAGGAGAGCCAUUUGCCACAGAGCUGGGAUGGCUCUUGUCACAGGAGCCUGCUCUUGGGAAGCCAGAGUUGUGGAGCCAGGGUGAAGUAGAGCAAGCUGGACGCCUAGUACUCACUCUGUCUACUGAAGCUAUUUCCUUGAUCCCCAGGGAGGCCUUGGGCCAAGAGACUCUGGAGCGGCUCCUAGAGAAGCAGCAGAGUUGGGAGCAGAGCAGAGUUGGACAGCUAUGUGGAAGACCACAGCUUGCUUCCAAGAAAGCUGCCUUGGUAGCUGGGGUUGUACGGCCCACCGCAGAAGAUCUCCCAGAACCUGUGCCAAAUUGUGCAGAUAUACGAGGGACAUUCCCAGCAGCCUGGUCAGCAACCCAGAUUGCAGGGAUGGAGCUCUCAGACUUUGAGGACUGCCUGGAAUUAUUCGCAGGAGACCCAGGACUUGGGCCUGAGGAACUACGGGCAGCUAUGGGCAAGGCAAAACAGUUGUGGGGUCCUCCCCGGGGAUUCCGUCCUGAGCAGAUCCUGCAGCUAGGUCGGCUCUUAAUAGGUUUAGGAGAGCGGGAACUACAGGAGCUGAUCCUAGUGGACUGGGGAGUGCUGAGCACCCUGGGGCAGAUAGAUGGCUGGAGCUCCAUCCAGCUCCGGGUUGUGGUCUCCAGUUUCUUGCGGCAGAGUGGCCGGCAUGUGAGCCACCUGGACUUCCUUCAUCUGACUGCACUGGGUUAUACACUCUGUGGACUUCGGCCAGAGGAGCUACAGCAUAUCAGCAGUUGGGAAUUUAGCCAAGCAGCUCUCUUCCUGGGCAAUCUGCAUCUCCAGUGUUCUGAGGAGCAACUGGAAGUUCUGGCCCAGCUCCUUGUGCUGCCCGGUGGUUUUGGUCCAGUCAGUAACUGGGGGCCUGAGAUCUUCACUGAAAUCGGCACAAUAGCAGCAGGGAUCCCAGACCUGGCUCUUUCAGCACUGCUGCAGGAACAGAUCCAGGGCCUUACCCCUCUUGCUAUUUCUGUCAUCCCUGCUCCUAAAUUUGCUGUGGUGUUCAGUCCCACCCAGCUAUCUAGUCUCACGAGUGUUCAGGCUGUGGCUGUCACUCCUGAACAAAUGGCCUUUCUGAGUCCUGAGCAGCGACGAGCAGUUGCAUGGGCCCAGCAUGAGGGGAAGGACAGCCCAGAACAGCAGGGUCGAAGCACAGCCUGGGGCCUUCAGGACUGGUCACAACCCUCCUGGGCCAUGGCAUUGACCAUCUGCUUCCUUGGCAACCUGCUUUGAACCUGUCUCCACAGUUAAAGAGAAAGAUUGUUGGGAAAGAAACUUUAAUAAAGUGCAAAUGGAAA
Molecule: messenger RNA, 9801 nt
Organism: Acinonyx jubatus (cheetah)
Lineage: Eukaryota; Metazoa; Chordata; Mammalia; Carnivora; Felidae
Gene: STRC
Product: stereocilin
Exons: 29
Coding region: 4328-9736 (1802 amino acids)
Biological process (GO): cell-matrix adhesion
Cellular component (GO): stereocilium tip; cell surface; kinocilium
Source: RefSeq, a predicted model, not a curated record